Anopheles aquasalis is the source of this 1146-nucleotide messenger RNA. RefSeq lists its product as uncharacterized. The record is from RefSeq and is a predicted model, not a curated record. Lineage: Eukaryota; Metazoa; Arthropoda; Insecta; Diptera; Culicidae.
AUUGCUGGCAACUGCUGGAUAAGACCAACCAAAACAAAUCCCACUGUGAUUUUACAAUUUUGACCACCCCGCUGGAGUCAACAAAAGAGCCGAAUCCUGAGUUUGGAACCACGAAAAAAGUCGUCCGCAGAACAUCCGGAACAUCCGUAUCUGAAGCUGGAUUCAAUUGGGGGGUAAAUCCUCACUGAAGAAGAGGAAGAAUAAUUGCAGUUUUCCGCUAGUUUCGUUGUUGUUCUGUUCGAAACAGAUAUCCGGAAGCGCAUCAGAAAGCACGAAAAAUGCAACGCGGUAUCAAAGCCUGAGGAGUUUGCCGUUCACCGAAUGGAAUUGCGCUCGAUGCGACACCAACUGCUGCUGCUGACUUACCGAACCUAUACGGAAACAUUGAUCUGAAAUAUUCUGUGGGUGUUUAUUUCCUGAAAACACGCAAAGAUGGCCACGAAAAAGGGAAUCGAAAACCAGCCUUCGAAGGGCGAGACGAUGAAAACUCUUAAUAAUGCCUUUCACAGGUAUGGACCGGAACAUCCCGGUGAAAUCUUGAAGCACUGCAAACCAGAAGAGCCAGCCAAAUUUGCGCAGUUUGUAAACGAUUUUGCCCUACGCUCCGAAAAGUGCGAACUGGAGAAGCUAUCAAACACGCCAGAGUUUAUACAGUGCGUCUCUUGGAGCGAACUGCUGGACUCGAAGGGUUUUCGCGAAACGUGUAAUAACGAACUUCCUAUUGCUUUGAGAUCGCUAGCAUACACAGAAAAGUUCCCGAGACCCGAAAAUGCUCAUGGGGUUGACUUUCAGCUGUUGUACCUUAAUCUAUCGUACAUGAUGAUGGGACAACCGAUACAGAUUAUGAACCAAGCCACGAGGAAAUUCUUGAAGCAGGUUUACGAGGAAACGGUACUGCAACGCACCAAAUCCGAGUACCGGACGGAAUUGCUAUGGUUGCAAGAAAAAUUGAAAACACUCCGCUUGCCAAUGAAAUCGAAGCGGAAAACAUUAAUUACGAAAGAUUUGAAGCAAUUUUUUGCAGAUCCCAACAUAAACCCGCUUGAGCUGCCGCUAGAAAAGAUAUGCUUUACUCAUCCGAAACCAGGUAUUUAGUUUUUAUAUAAAAAUUGAGUUCUCAAAUAAAUGAACGAGAUGUUGGCGAUA